This is a messenger RNA of Fusarium subglutinans, 1884 nucleotides long. RefSeq lists its product as uncharacterized. The record is from RefSeq and is a predicted model, not a curated record. The transcript is spliced from 3 exons. Bases 1 to 1884 code for a protein of 627 amino acids. Lineage: Eukaryota; Fungi; Ascomycota; Sordariomycetes; Hypocreales; Nectriaceae.
AUGACCAAAGUAGUCACAGUUCUAAUGACCCUUCUGGGCACUGCCUUCGCUCAGAUCGACAGAACCUGUAUCGACAUCGCCUUCAACUCCGAAACAAACACAUUAUCGGGUAAAUGUCAGCCCCGCGACAACUCAGGCUACAUCCCGUCUGAGCUGGACCUCAACGACUGUUUUGGCUACGACGGCAGCACCAUUACAAGUGAAAAGGUCGCUGUUCCUAUCGCCCACACAACGAAAACCCAAAACAUGUCCUCUGAUAAGAACCCUGAUCAAGACCCUGAGUCCCUGUCUUCUGAUACGGAGACCUCUCAAGAAUCUCAACCAGUUACACUGGACCUUCUCCCCACUGAAGUUCUUCUCCAGAUUUCAGGUGAACCCGGAAAAGACCAAGACACCAUCUCCGCUGAGGAGUUCAAGAGUUUAUGCUUGCUCAGUCCUCCUCUCAGCCAAGUGUACCUCAAAUCUUACUAUCUUGGGGAUAACUGCAGCGCGUUUCGUCAGGCAGUUAGAAGCGCUAAUAUCAGGGCGAUGGAUCGAUGCGCUCAGUUUGGAGCUGUAGCUGACACGAGAUGGGAACUGCCUGAGUCUGACGGUUGUCAAUGCAUUUCUGAGCGUCAGCAUACCCACCACAGGCCUAUAGAUGAGCUACUGGAGUGCCUUUACCUGGGCGAAACCCCCAUUGACCAGUGCGUCGACGCUUUGGAGUGGCUGCUGGAGAGAAAGUUUGACAUGAGAGAGCAGCAAGACCAGCCGUGGUAUAUAGCAAACGACUAUUGCGAUCAUGUCCCUGAAUUUCUGGUUACGAUCCUGAGCAAGAGUCCUGAUCGUGUCCGCACAGAAGGCAUUUGCCAGAUGAUCAAGAUGCUGCACAGCCACGGUUACUCACUCCCUUUGCACAUGAAUUUUGCAUCUUUCAUGGAUCGGUGCCAGAGCUGGGAAGAUCAUGGAACUGUACGAUUUAUCACGGGGCCUCUUGACGUGGCUCUACGCUCCCAUUGCCCACCUGACCUUCUUGAGCUUGUCCUCCGAGAUUAUGUGCGACGCCUUGUAGGUUUCGAAGUUAUCUAUGAAGAGCCCUCCCAACCUCUCAUGCAAAGAUGGGCAGGGAAGUAUCGCUUUGACGAGCCCUUCGACUUACAAUUUGGAGGAGGAGUGGUGGAAACAGCCGACGUGUCGUGGUGGCAACUCACCAAUUUACUGUACACUACCUGGGGGCUCUUCCUGGAUCUGAUGGAUAGCUCUACGGCCUGGGCGGAGGAGUAUCCUGGUGAAGCCGCAGAUGUGUUUGAGAAGAAGAUUGAGAUUCUCAUCGAGUACCAAGUGCUCAACCAGGAUGAAGAGGGAAUGCUGAGGGGCAUCGUGCAGGCUAUGCGAUCCAUGACUACUCCUACCAAAGUUAGCAGUAAUGGUGUUGUCAGUGAUUCGGACUCUCAGCGCUGCUGGGACGCACUGUACAGUGCGAUCAUCCCUUUCAGGCCUAUCGAAGAUUACUGGAUUUUGGAUAGUUGGGAUCUCAUUGAUCCUCUCAUUAGAUAUGGAUUCCCCAUAUCAUGCCAUCGUUUCCACGUUGACCCCGAGUACAAUGUUUACAAGAUGUAUCACGACUAUCAGAUGCAGAAUGACCAGAGUAGACCGACCUUGAAUCGUCCAUGGGGUACCGAGGGAGUUUCGAAGCGAGAAGACGGAAAGUGGGUAGAUCGCGAGUGGAGGCGUGUGUUUCAUAGCAAUGAUGGCACAGGCCUUGGAAGUCCGGGAGGGGAGAACUACCCUUAUUGGAGAUUACCGCAUUGGACCAAGGGGGCUAGCUUCGCGGAUAUCGACAAGGCUGUAUGUGACCGUUGGGCGGAACUUGAGAGCAAGAAGCGUGCCGAUCAUGGCGCUUAG